AUGCCGCUGUUGUCAAAGCGAUUCAGAUCCAUGGCCAAACCGCUUGCCAUUGCGUCUAAGUACUCUGCGAGGCAUCCGGUGCAUGUUAUCCUUAUUACGGUUUUUGUGACUGCGCUGGCGUAUUUGUCUGUUAUUCGCAGUUACUUCAAUGGAUGGCAACUAGAUUCCAAAAGCAUAUUUGCUGGAAACAGUGAUAUUGUACAGCUACAAGAUGAGUGUGUCCACUACUAUCAUGCUGGCAGCUCAGAGUCGUGGACCCAGCUCUCCAACGACGAAUUUUCAUCUGCUACAUUCUCAGAGCAUUACUAUCUCAUGCGUCUGGAAUUUAAACAGCAAAAUCAGUCGCAGGCCGUACCACCCCUGGAUAAUCUGGUAGUCGAGGAAAACGACACGCGUUAUGUGCUACAAGAGGGACUAUCACUUCCAAAGAUUUUACAGUCAGAAGAUGGAACCACCUGGAGGCUUCGGCCCCAUAGGUUUAGGCUGAAUGACACAAGACACAUCUUGACGUCAUCUCUCUCCUCUUUGAUCGAGAAGAUUCAGAGAGCAGAAACAUUUGACGUGCUUAUCAUCGGUACUGCAUACAUUGCAAUGUUCUAUACCAUUGCAGGCUUGUUCGUUGCGAUGAAGAAAUGCACAAACUCCAAGUUGUGGAUUGCGUUGGGAGCUAUCUCGUCAUCGACCAGCGCAUUCUUUUUAGCACUCUACACCAGUCAAGUUUAUCUCGAGAAAUCUGUCACGGCGUUAAGUUUAAUCGAAGGCAUCCCAUUUAUUGUUGUCAUUAUUGGCUUCAAUGACAAAAUUAGACUCGCAUCUUUCCUAUUGCGCUACUUUAGAUUACAUGGCAUUUCACGCCAAUGCGAUGCUUCGGCUCUUGUUCACCUAGCCAUGAAAGAGGAGGGCGGUCGUCUGCUGCAGGACCGUUUGCUAUGCCUCCUAGGCUUCGUCGGUGGUGCCCUGUACGCUCACAAUUUGGAAGUCUUGAGAAAUUUUUGCAUUCUCGCUUCGUUGGUUCUCAUUUUUGACCUCAUUUUGACCUGCACGUACUAUGCUUCCAUUCUAGCCUUGAAACUAGAGAUUAAUAUAAUUCAUCGUUCCACCGUCAUCAAGGAAACUUUGGAAGAGGAUGGGGUCAUCAAAAGCACAGCCGAAUCUGCAUCCAUUGCCGAUAACACGGCAGGAACUUCUGUCUUUGGCUCUAACAAUAGCAUUAUUUUCAUGAAGUUUCUUGUCGUCGUGGCCUUCGUUGUUUUUAACUUCUGCAGCUUUGGCGCAAGAUGGACAUACCAGACAUUUUCCGCACUGUACAACAAACCUACAAGCCAAGCAUUACCAGACUUCAUUUAUAACAGUGUCAAACAGAAUUAUGCAAACGGCGUUGUUAUUUCUGUCGUUCCUCCCCAGUAUUACCAUCCAAUGAAGGCUUAUUUCCAGGUUGAAGAUUUGAUUUUAUCAGCGUUGCGUUAUGUGAGUGUUGCUAUCCGUGACCGCUUUAUCAGCAAGAUUGUGCUAUUUGCUUUAGCGAUGAGCGCUUCUAUCAACAUCUACCUGUUAAAUGCUGGAAGAAUUCACACCGAAUUCACUGCUAAAGAAUUGCAAAAACACAGCGCAAAGAGUGCGAUCUCGGCGACGAAGUUAAAACAAAGCAGUUACAUGACUAAUGGAGGAUCUGCAAUUUCGACAAUCUCAUCCGCAGCUUCUAUCGAGACACGUACUGCUACCGAGGAGGAAACUGAAAGCGAUGGCGAUCACAAGGUUGUACGUCCUUUGGAGACUCUGGUCGAGGAGAUGAAAUCUGGUGGCCUAAAGAGCAUGACAAAUAAGGAAGUCGUUUCUUUGGUUACCGGCGGAAAAUUGCCACUGUACGCCUUGGAGAAACAGCUUGGCGACACAUUGCGCGCUGUUGCUGUUCGUCGUCGAGCCUUGGCUCAACUAGCCAACGCCCCAGUUUUAGAAACUAACCGCUUACCAUACAAGUUUUACGACUACGAUCGCGUACUGGGCGCUUGUUGCGAGAACGUCAUCGGAUAUAUGCCACUUCCUGUAGGUGUGAUUGGUCCACUGGUGAUAGACGGCGUCUCUUAUCAUAUUCCGAUGGCAACCACGGAGGGCUGUUUGGUGGCUUCUGCUAUGCGUGGUUGCAAAGCCAUCAAUGCGGGUGGCGGCGUUACCACAGUCUUGACCAAGGAUGGUAUGACUAGAGGACCCUGCGUCAGGUUCCCCACUUUGACCAGGGCUGGUGCGUGCAAAAUUUGGAUAGAUUCUGAAGAGGGUCAGAAUAAAGUGAAGAAAGCUUUCAAUUCGACUUCACGCUUUGCUCGUCUACAACAUUGUCAAACUGCAUUGGCUGGUGAUCUGCUAUUUAUUCGCUUCAGAACAACUACUGGCGACGCGAUGGGCAUGAACAUGAUCUCGAAGGGUGUGGAACACUCAUUGAAACUGAUGGUCGAGGAAUUCGGAUGGGACGAUAUGGAGAUAGUAUCUGUUUCGGGUAACUACUGCACUGACAAAAAACCUGCUGCUAUCAAUUGGAUCGAAGGGCGGGGCAAAAGUGUCGUUGCUGAGGCUCUUAUUCCUGGUGAUGUGGUGCGCAAAGUUUUGAAGAGUGACGUCAAGGCGUUGGUGGAACUCAACAUUUCUAAGAAUCUUAUCGGAUCUGCCAUGGCAGGCUCCGUUGGCGGGUUCAAUGCGCAUGCUGCUAAUCUCGUGACAGCUGUGUAUCUUGCAUUGGGCCAGGAUCCAGCACAAAAUGUCGAAAGCUCAAACUGUAUCACUUUGAUGAAUGAGGUAGAUGGGGAUCUAAGGAUUUCUGUCUCGAUGCCCUCGAUUGAAGUUGGCACAAUUGGCGGUGGAACGAUUUUGGAACCCCAGUCUGCGAUGCUGGAUCUGCUGGGGGUCCGCGGUCCCCAUCCUACCUCCCCUGGUGACAAUGCUCGGCAGUUAGCCAAAAUUGUAGCAUGUGCGGUGUUGGCGGGUGAGCUGUCCUUAUGUUCUGCCUUGGCCGCGGGCCAUCUGGUGCAGAGUCACAUGAUUCACAACCGUGGAAAGGGCGGUCCAACGGCCGCGCCUCCUGCUGCGACCGCCCAGGACAAUGUCGAGAGGCUGAAAGAAGGCAGUGUGACCUGUAUUAAGUCUUGA
Molecule: messenger RNA, 3138 nt
Organism: Lachancea dasiensis
Lineage: Eukaryota; Fungi; Ascomycota; Saccharomycetes; Saccharomycetales; Saccharomycetaceae
Source: the annotation of a GenBank genome assembly